Molecule: messenger RNA, 3183 nt
Organism: Dicentrarchus labrax (European seabass)
Lineage: Eukaryota; Metazoa; Chordata; Actinopteri; Moronidae
Gene: pfkfb3
Product: 6-phosphofructo-2-kinase/fructose-2,6-biphosphatase 3
Exons: 15
Coding region: 153-1715 (520 amino acids)
Biological process (GO): fructose metabolic process; fructose 2,6-bisphosphate metabolic process
Cellular component (GO): cytosol
Molecular function (GO): 6-phosphofructo-2-kinase activity; fructose-2,6-bisphosphate 2-phosphatase activity; ATP binding
Source: RefSeq, a predicted model, not a curated record
AGACCGGCAGAUUAGCCCGGCUCAACGCGCUCUGCAGACACUGUGAACGACCCGGUUCACUGCGCCCGAACGGAGGCUCCGCUCAAACAACCACCUGCUCUAUUUUGUCCCUUUUUUCCCCGGGAUCUAAGCGGCUCUUCAGUCUCUAAGGAAUGCCCAGAGAGCUGACCCAGAACAGGAUCCAAAAGAUCUGGAUUCCCACCAAAGAUGACAAGCCGGCACCCCGGAGAGCAGCUGGCGCCCCCUUUGGCCACCCCCCCACCGUCAUCGUGAUGGUGGGUCUCCCCGCUCGAGGCAAGACGUACAUGUCCAAGAAGCUAACCCGAUACCUCAACUGGAUCGGCAUGCCCACCAAAGUCUUCAAUGUGGGAGAGUACCGCAGGGAGGCUGUCAAGAACUACAGCUCCUAUGACUUCUUCAAGCCCGAUAAUGACUGUGCCGUGAAAAUCAGGCAGCAAUGUGCCUUAGCAGCCUUGAGGGAUGUCAAGUCCUAUUUGAAGGACGAGGGAGGCCAAGUGGCGGUCUUUGAUGCCACAAACACGACAAGAGACAGGCGAGAGAUGAUCCUCAAAUUUGGCACUGAGAACGGCUUCAAGAUCUUUUUCAUCGAGUCUGUGUGCGACGACCCCAGCGUCAUCGCGUCAAACAUCAUGGAAGUGAAGGUGUCGUGUCCAGACUACCGGGACUGCAACAAGACUGACGCCAUGUUGGAUUUCCAGAGGAGGAUUGAAUGCUACAAAACCAGCUACCAACCCCUGGACCCUGAUCAGCAUGACAGGGAUCUCUCCUUCAUCAAGGUGAUAGACGUGGGUCGGCGUUACCUCGUCAACCGGAUCCAGGAUCACAUCCAGAGCAAGAUUGUCUACUACCUGAUGAACAUCCACGUCCAGCCGCGAACCAUCUACCUGUGUCGGCACGGAGAGAGCACCGACAACCUGGAGGGACGGCUGGGCGGCGACGCGGGCCUCUCGCCGCGAGGCAGACAGUUUUCGACUGCCCUGGCUCGGUUUGUGGAGGAGCAGCAGCUGAAGGAUCUGAAGGUUUGGACCAGCCAGCUGUGUAGCAGCAUCCAGACCGCCGAGCACCUGGGGGUCCCGUACGAACAGUGGAAGGCUCUCAACGAGAUAGACGCUGGAGUGUGUGAAGACAUGACGUAUGACGAGGUGAAGGAGAAAUUCCCGGAAGAGUUUGCUUUGAGAGAUGAAGAUAAAUUCUACUAUCGCUACCCUGCUGGAGAGUCCUACCAGGACCUGGUCCAGAGGGUGGAGCCGGUCAUCAUGGAGCUGGAGAGGCAAGAGAACGUCCUGGUUAUCUGCCACCAGGCCGUCAUGCGCUGCCUGCUGGCCUACUUCCUGGAUAAGAGUGCAGAUGAGAUGCCCUACCUGAAGUGUCCCCUCCACACAGUGCUGAAGCUCACCCCGGUCGCCUAUGGGUGCAAAGUGGAGUCCAUCUAUCUGAAUGUGGAGGCAGUGAACACCCACAGAGACAGACCAGAGGAGGUGAAGAGGGGCCCUGGCACAUUGAUCAGGAGGAACAGUGUGACUCCUCUGACCAGCCCUGAGUCAAACAUCAAGAAACCUCGCAUCGAUGACCUAGACGAGGCUCCGAUCCAGGAGCUGCCCCCAUCUGUCGCCUCACUGGCGCUCUGCAGCCCCUCACACCUCCCUCUCGCCCUGGCUGGACAGCAUUGGCUGGGCAAAGUUUGCCUAACCUGAAGAGAAACUCAUCCGGCCGCCAUGACGUCCUGCAGCCCUGCCAGUGAAAGCGCACCGAUGUGUGACGUAGCUCAAGAGGCCAGAAAGUGGAUCGCUAACAAAGACUGAAGACAAUAACAUGAAGUUAUUGUACCUUUUACUGUUCACAGAGGACUGUGGUUUAAUUGCUGUCCUAUCAGAUAUUUAUGUUCAAAGAUAUGUCAUUUCAAAGCAAGGCUCUUAAAUUCUCCUUUUCUUGCUGUUGUUAGACAUUUUCUUUCUCUCUGAGACUGAUGAAUCUGUGUUUUCUGGGAAACUUAACAUCACAUGUAUUCAUUUAUUCAGACUGAAAGAGGCAAACUGUGACUCCUUUAAAUCAACAGUUAUUCCUGUUACAGCUCACAGCUCAGAUGGCCGGCUCUCUGGGAAACCAGUUUCUUCUGGUUUGAUAUUUUGGAGAGACCAACCCUCAUGCCUAGAUAACACUUUCAGCUCAUCCUUUUUUCAACUUAUGGUUGCACUGUUGAUUUAAAAGAGGAUAUAGUAUUUAGUUUACAUUGUAAACUAUUUGGCACUUCUUUGGAAGCACUGGCAUUUUUCAUGUUUCUUAAAAAAAAAAAAAAAGGUUGUCAUGAUUUAAUUGACUCCUUUAUAUGCUGACAUGCUACGAAAUAAGCGAUUAUUUUGCACAGUGGGGAUAAAUUUGUACUUUUGUUUGUUUUUUGUGUCACAAUGUGUUUUUCAUGUCAUUUUACGUCACAGUAAUGGAGGUGAAUCUUUGCCGUAGAGUGCCUGUAGUGCUUGUUUUGCAAGCCCGACGCUGCUUCUCUUGCUAUUUCCCUGGAAGUGAUUGCUCGAGGAGAGGCACCACAUUUCACCUAAUAACUCCACAUAUCAUUUUAAUAUUUACCUUUUCACCAUUUGAAUAUUUAUUUUUCAUUGUGUUUAGUUUCAGUGCUACAGUACAUGUCAAAUGUACAGUACACAGUACAUUUGACUGAGUUCUCUACACUGAUGGGAAACUUAAUUUUCAAGUUUAUUUUCCUUGAUUGCUGUCAAUGUCUGCUACGCACAAAUGUAAGCACCUAUAUUUUUAUUAUAACAAUGCGUGCUGUUAAUAAUAUCUUUGUAAAUGUUAGUGUACAUACAGAAUAACUGGAGAUGGAUGGGAUGAUGACUUGGAACUCUUGGGAGUCUUUUAAUGAAAAAUGUGUGUGUUUUUGUACUUAUGUGUUGGGACUGAAUGGAAAGAAGCUGUUGCUCACCUCUCUCAGUAAAACUUUUGUUAACAUGUUUGCUUGAGAUACUUGAACUGUUUUUUUUCGUAAAAACUUGUUUUAUUAUAUUCCUUAUUUAUUUUUAUGUAGUUUUAAAUGACUGCUUGGAGCGAAGGCACUUUGUUUUAAUCAGAGGACUAUGCAUGAGAGGACAGUAUGUUGUACAGUUGAUUUUGCAUCUGCUGGACCAAUAAAUUAGCUCCAGGAAAAUA